This is a messenger RNA of Danio aesculapii, 2056 nucleotides long. RefSeq names its product hexosaminidase B (beta polypeptide) (gene hexb). Gene Ontology annotation, biological process: ganglioside catabolic process; carbohydrate metabolic process; glycosaminoglycan metabolic process. Gene Ontology annotation, cellular component: membrane. The coding region runs from base 100 to 1728 and encodes 542 amino acids. Gene Ontology annotation, molecular function: beta-N-acetylhexosaminidase activity. The transcript is spliced from 14 exons. The record is from RefSeq and is a predicted model, not a curated record. NCBI's taxonomy places the organism in Eukaryota, Metazoa, Chordata, Actinopteri, Cypriniformes, Danionidae.
UAAACCCGCCUCUGAGCUUCGCACAGCACAUCCACACACACGAACAGUCCUCAGCUCAGACUGAAAGCAGAGUCAGUCAGCUGACCGCUCAACACAGCCAUGCUCUGUCUGCUCAAAUUUACCCCUCUGUUUUUGGUGGUGGCCGUCGGUCACGGCUGGCUUUUUGGAGAUCUUUUUGAAAAACAAAAAGAGUUGGAUGAAAUCUCUCUCUGGCCUCUACCGCAGAAAUACCAGUCGUCCGCGGUCGCUUUUAAACUCAGCCCCGCCAGCUUUCAGAUCGUCCACGCCAAACAGUCCACCGCCGGACCGAGCUGCAGUCUACUCGAGAAUGCAUUUCGCAGAUAUUUUGAAUACAUGUUUGGAGAGCUGAAGAAGCAGGACAAGAGCCGAAAGAAAGCGUUUGAUUCGGAUCUCUCGGAGCUGCAGGUAUGGAUCACAUCAGCUGAUCCGGAGUGCGACGGUUACCCGAGUCUUCGAACCGACGAGUCAUAUUCGCUGUCGGUUGAUGAAACCUCAGCUGUGCUCAAAGCUGCUAAUGUAUGGGGAGCUUUGCGAGGACUGGAAACGUUCAGCCAGUUGGUCUAUGAGGAUGACUAUGGAGUUAGCAAUAUUAAUAAGACCGACAUAUCAGAUUUUCCACGAUUUGCCCACCGAGGAAUCCUUCUGGACUCAUCUCGCCAUUUUCUGCCACUCAAAGUCAUUUUAGCCAACUUGGAGGCUAUGGCCAUGAACAAGUUUAACGUCUUCCACUGGCACAUUGUGGAUGAUCAGUCAUUUCCUUUUAUGAGCCGUACUUUCCCAGAGUUGAGCCAAAAGGGAGCCUAUCACCCAUUUACACAUGUCUACACUCCGUCUGAUGUGAAGAUGGUCAUUGAAUUUGCUCGUAUGAGGGGGAUCAGGGUCGUCGCAGAGUUCGACACCCCAGGACACACGCAGUCAUGGGGCAAUGGCAUAAAGGAUCUGCUAACACCUUGUUACAGUGGCUCUAGUCCUUCAGGAUCAUUUGGGCCGGUGAACCCCAUCUUAAACUCCUCUUAUGAGUUCAUGUCCCAGCUUUUCAAAGAGAUCAGCACAGUCUUUCCUGACGCUUACAUUCACCUAGGGGGAGAUGAGGUCGACUUCUCUUGUUGGAAGUCCAAUCCUGAUAUUCAGAAGUUUAUGAAUCAGCAGGGCUUUGGCACAGACUACAGCAAACUGGAGUCCUUCUACAUUCAAAGGUUACUCGAUAUUGUGGCUGCUACCAAAAAAGGUUACAUGGUGUGGCAGGAGGUGUUUGAUAAUGGGGUCAAGCUGAAAGCCGACACACAGAUCCAUGUGUGGAAAGAAAGGCCGCAGUACCAGGAUGAGAUGGCGCAGGUAACGGCGGCUGGUUUCAGCGCUCUGCUCUCCACACCCUGGUACCUCAACCGAAUCAACUAUGGCCAGGACUGGGUGGACAUUUACAAAGCCGACCCCCAAAACUUCAAUGGCACAGAUGCACAGAAAAAGCUGGUGAUUGGUGGAGAGGCUUGUCUUUGGGGAGAGUAUGUGGAUGCCACCAACCUCACUCCUCGACUCUGGCCAAGAGCCAGUGCCGUCGCUGAGAGGUUAUGGAGUGAUGCAAGCGUGACAGAUGUCGGAAAUGCUUAUAUUCGCCUGGCCCAGCAUCGCUGUCGCAUGGUCAGGAGAGGCAUACCUGCAGAACCUCUAUUUGUUGGUCACUGCCGUCAUGAGUACAGGGGUCUGUGAAUGCCAUGAUUUAGUUCACAGUAGACAACUAAAGGGAAGGACAAAACAGUUUUUGUUUUUACAGAUUAAACCAUGUUAGCCAUUUGGAAAACUAUGAUUUGCUGUUGUAUGCACUGAGCCAGUUAUCUAAGACUUGAUGUUUGUGAUUUUUAACUAUACACGUUUUUAAAUACUUAGGUUUCAGGUUUAUUAAAUGAUAAGGAAUAUUCUUGUGAAUAAAUUUUAUGGAAUGUGUUUUAUAAUGAACGCUAGGUAUAUUCUGAGGGUUUACAUGAUUGUAAUACUGCACUAAGUUUAUAUAUUUAAAUAAAUACGAUUUCUGAACGCA